GUGCUUGCUGGGAUCAUGGCGGAGAAUCACUGCGAGCUGCUGCCGCCGGCCCCGGGCUGCUUCGGGGCGGGGCUGGGGGGCGGCCUGUGCCCCCGCUGCAGCGCGGGGCUCGGCGCGCUGGCCCAGCGGCCUGGCGGCGUGUCCAAGUGGGUCCGGCUGAAUGUCGGCGGCACCUACUUCCUCACCACCCGUCAGACGCUGUGCCGGGACCCGAAAUCCUUCCUGUACCGUCUGUGCCAGGCCGACCCCGACCUGGACUCGGACAAGGAUGAGACAGGUGCCUAUUUAAUCGACAGAGACCCCACCUACUUUGGGCCUGUGCUGAACUACCUGAGGCACGGAAAGCUGGUCAUUAACAAAGACCUCGCAGAGGAAGGAGUGUUGGAAGAAGCGGAGUUUUACAACAUCACCUCACUAAUAAAACUUGUAAAGGACAAAAUUAGAGAGCGAGACAGCAAAACAUCACAGGUGCCGGUGAAGCACGUGUAUCGUGUGCUUCAGUGUCAGGAAGAGGAGCUCACGCAGAUGGUGUCCACUAUGUCUGACGGCUGGAAGUUUGAGCAGCUGGUCAGCAUUGGCUCUUCCUACAACUACGGGAGUGAAGACCAGGCCGAGUUCCUCUGUGUGGUUUCCAAGGAGCUGCACAAUUCCCCAUACGGCAUGACCAGUGAACCCAGCGAGAAAGCCAAGAUUUUGCAAGAACGGGGUUCCAGGAUGUGAGGAACGCAGUGUUGACUGCUGAAGGAAGAAACGUUUUACCUUUUCGUAAGAUGCAACGAACUGCCAUGUCGAGGAAGCUUGGCCGUGAGAAGAAACCUGCUUUUGACAAUUUCUCGAGAUCUGGGUUUGAAUCCUUUUUUGCCUCUGAGGUGGGUGGUGAGAGACAGGACCAGCUGUCCGAGGCUUGGCGUCCGCACUCGGAGGAGGCGUGCUGGCCAGGUGGGCGUCCCCGUGGGGCCUCCGCUUGGUUUUUCCAAGUGCCACGUGGGCCUCAGGCAGGACGCUUCUGACCACCCCUCUAAUCACCGAAGAUCAUUUCAAGGACAGCGUUCUUGGUGCUACAGAAACAGUCUGUAAUGGAGCCUGGGCCUUGCUGGUGGGAAGUGGCCGCGGUGCUGGGGCCCCGGGCACCGGGUACUGCUGGUCACCCGCACGCGCACCAGGCCGUGGUCCUCGGGUCAGGGAGUCUGCUUUGCCUCCUGGCGUGAUCUGUCGGCAGUCUCUCGAAGCCUCGGUGGGCGGCUCCUGGCAGAGGCUGCCUCUGCGUUCACUACUGCCCGGGCCUCCGCCCCGAGGCUGGGCCUCCUUCAGAGCCAGGCUCCCCUGUCGGGAACAGUCAAGGCUCCUCCAUUUGUGUUUGCCAGGCAAGAGACCUUGCACCCAUCUUUUCCAGUGUGGAGACUACCCAAUGUUUUUACAUUUUAGAAAUGUGGCUGCAUUGUGGAUUGAUCUGUUAAGUAUUUAAAAGGAGGUACAAGUUUUAUCUCAUCUGUCCCACCCACGGGCUCGUGGGGGAGCUGGCGCCCUCAGUGCCUUUGUCUUGCCUGGCACAGCGAGGGGCGGGAGGCCUGUCCACUGGCUCCUGGAGCUGCAACUCCGGGUCCUACUGAAACUGGGAUGUUUACAGGGCAUCACCGGUCUCUCUCCUGCUGGCCCCUCGUUUCUCUGUAUAACUAUGCAGUUCUCUGAGAUUUCUGGGAUGUCUGAGACUUCACACACCGCCUGCACAGGCUCUGCCCGCCUGUGACACGCCAUUGCAGCCGCCAGGAGUCCUGCAAACUCGUGUCCGCAUGCUUUGAGAGCAGGCCGCUCUCAGCUGGUCGUGGGCACUGUCAGAGUCGGGGGCCAGGCUCAGAUGAGCAGCCUUCUGCCUCCUGCCUGCCGGGGCUGCCCGCACAUCUGCAGAGGCUCUGACAGGGCGAGUUACAAAUGCUUCCGGAGGCUUCUCACCUGUGCCCUUUUCUUUGCCAAUAACCUGAUUAACAAAGUUCUCUGGCACCCAGGACUUACUCCUCCUUUUUGUAAGGUCUGUUGUAUGUUGGUAAAUGUUUGGCUUCAUGUGUUGACAGCAACCUUUCCAUCGGGCACACAGCCCCCGUGACCUGUUCUCCCAGGAAGAGGGUGCCCCUAGCUGGCCUCAGGUGUCCCCAUGGGGCGCUGUUGGCCCCUUAGCAUCGUUUGAUUUGUGACCUUGACAUAAUAGAUAGGCUUGUGAUUUUUUUAAUUUAAAGAUAUUAAAACUUAAUUCACUAAAAUUUAUUCAAAGGGGAUAUUUAUACUUUUGUACUUUUUUAGGUAUCCGUAUUUUAUCAGCUUACAGUUUUAAUGCCUAAGUUUCCCCUGAAAAUAGCAAAUAAAGUUGUGUAUUUAUGAAUGA
Messenger RNA from Diceros bicornis minor, 2377 nucleotides. RefSeq names its product potassium channel tetramerization domain containing 5 (gene KCTD5). The transcript is spliced from 6 exons. Lineage: Eukaryota; Metazoa; Chordata; Mammalia; Perissodactyla; Rhinocerotidae. The coding region runs from base 16 to 720 and encodes 234 amino acids. Gene Ontology annotation, biological process: proteasome-mediated ubiquitin-dependent protein catabolic process; protein homooligomerization. The record is from RefSeq and is a predicted model, not a curated record. Gene Ontology annotation, molecular function: cullin family protein binding. Gene Ontology annotation, cellular component: cytoplasm; Cul3-RING ubiquitin ligase complex.